AUCUCGGGGUCAUUAUAUCAAUGUAUUCUCCGUUUAAUAGAACCCCCGAUUUCGUCGCAUCAUUUGCUAACGUUCUUGAGGUUUUGUGUGAAAUAUUUGGACAUUUUAAACAAAAAAACACCAUGAUAUACCAACUGUACUAGUGCCUAGAUGAUUGCGUAACUCUGGAGCCGUGAUUUGGGUCGAAUGUUGUGAAAUUUGGACGUAAGUUUACCAAAUUUUUCGUCAAGCCGCGGGGUGCGAAGCCGUCAUGUUACGCGCAGCUGCCGUGUAGCUGUAGACGACUCAUGCAUAAAUUGACUCCUCAUAUAUCCUUUUACCUAUUUAUACGAAACAACAAGGGCAAACAAAAAAAAUGGUGUCCGUUUCUUAUACAAAAUCGUUGCUCGAUUUGUGACUGGAUUUGACAGAAUUUAUCCCAAGUUUCCAUCCAUUCACUUCUCCACAGGCCCAGUAUGGAGCCAGCUGAGAGCUCUGCCCCUAAAAGUCCAGUUGGACUGGGGGCAGGUGGUUUCUUCGAUUCUGCACAUCUAUUUGCACAUCCCUUGUUUGCUGCCGCAGCCGCCGCCGCCCACCCGUCUACCAGUCAAGAUCAGUUUUCCAUGACACACAUGCCCAGUGCCUUCUCCAUGUUUGGGGCACACCCAGCCUUCUCCUCCCAUCUUAUGGGGGCAGAGUUUGGAGGACUUGGGUCGCUAAGGGCAACUGCUUCUUCCCUAGGUGCUUCCACUUCAGUCCCGGGAUGGCCAUUUGAGGCCAGUGCUCAGUUGUAUAACCUGGCAAAUUUAGGAGUAGCAGGUAACUCGUGGUGGCAGCAGACUCAAAAUCUGGAUCAUGAUCUCUUCGCAUCCAACCUCGCCAACUCGGCUGCUGCUGCUGCUCCUUCAUUUACCUUCACACCCGAUCCCGUAGGGGCCACGGCGGGUGCCCCAGCUCCCACCAGUCCGGCGUUCAACGCCCUCUUUUCAGACCCUCUCAAGCAACAACGUGGCGCCAAGACCGGAAGAGGAAGAGGUCGUGGAAGGGGAAGAGGGCGUGGGAGAGGGCGUGGCUCCUCCCUCCUGAGCAGGAGCACCAGCAGUACCACCACCUCCACUACCAGUACAACUCCUACCAGGGGUAGGAGAGGUAGACCCAGGAGAGUAGACUAUGCACCCCAAUACCUCUUUGGGGACCCUGCUGCACUCAUGAUGGGGCUCAAUGGCUCACCUGUCUCUGCUAGCACCAGUCUUGCUUCAUCAUCACCACUCUCUCUUCUUGGGACCAAAGAUGCAGUCUCUGUCAUCAAAGAAUCUCCGAGCAUGGUAUUGAAAACACCAACCCUAUCCCUGAACCGGGAGAAAGCCACCCCCUCACCUUCCUCCAAGCACAGCAAUAGUCACAGAGAGAGGAGUGAAGGGGUGGAUGGGAGCAGGCUAGAGGAAGGAGGCCUUACAGACUCUGAUGGGAGCCUUUCAGACCUGGAGGCAGGCAUCCUGAGCUCAGGGAGCCACCUAGACAGUAGCAGUGGUGGAUCAAUCUCAGAUUCAGAGUCAGAGGACAAGGAGAUGGCAGCAAUAAUGGAGACCAAGAAGCAGCUGGAGGCUAAGAAGAAGGAGCUUCUUCAACAGCAAAUAGAGCUUAAAAAACAGCAGCACAAAUCUCAAUUGAAGAAGCACAAGGAUGGAGAUGAAGAAAGUGAUUCUGAAACGUCAGAGGAGCGAGCCCUGAAAGAACAGCAUGUCCGUGAGCAGCAUGUGCACGAGGAGGAACAGCGCCGCCGAGUGUUGGCGCUCACUCAGCAGUUUGAACAGCAGAUCAAAGCACAACAGCAGCAACUACGCCUUCAGAAAAGGGCCAGGGCAGAGCGGCAUGCAGCCUGCCAACGAGAGAAAGAAUUCCGCAGCACCGCCUCACAGGCAGCAGCUGCUGCAGCCGCAAGCGCAGCGGCUAGAAUGGCAGCCCAGAAGGCACAGACCCCUAGGGGCUCGGACCUACUUGACCAACCUCAGGAUCUCAGUGUAAAUAGUUCUCGGAGAUACGAGAGGACUGAAGCUGAACAGACCAAAGAAAGGAAAAAGAGGAAGAAACUUGCAGCUAUCAUCAACAACCUUGCCCAGUCCACCAGCCACUCUUCAUCCUCCAAUCCCAUCUCAGCCUUGGAUGCGGUCUCUACGGCAACCAGGCUAGAUAAUGGGCUAGUAGACAGUGAGCAGGGCUCACUCAGGGGCGAUGGUAGUGAUAGGGGUACACCCUCAUCAUUUAUUAACGGCAUGGAUGAAGCUGAUUUCAGAGGUUCUUCUGUAUCAGCUGCCAGUGAUGAUGACAGAGACUGUAACAGUAGUAAUGUUGAUAGUGAAUCUAUGACAGUUGACUCAGGAAGUAGUACUCCCGUACCCAUCAGAAUGACUCUCAAACGACCUGCUGACAUGGUUCCACUCUUCACUCAAAUGCCAAUUAAGAGGAAACGUCUUCGUGUAACAGACGAGCGUGCAGUGAGAUGGCCCCUAGCUAAUGGUUGGCGUCGGCAGACCAUUAUCAGGCAGCUUGGUCCUGGCGAUAGAAUCAAAGGCGAUGUCAUCUACUAUGCUCCUUGUGGUAAGAAGCUCCGGACUUACCCAGAGGUUGUGAGGUACAUUGAGAGGCGGGGCAUCACAAGCGUUGCUAGGGAACACUUCAGCUACAGUGCAAAGAUGAGAAUUGGAGAGUUCCUCAAUCCCAAGCCUGAUGGAGAUGGGGGUAUUAUCUUUGAGAAGCUGUCUGAGGAUGAGCUGUAUGAUCGAAUGCACUAUGGACAUCGUCGUAGCAAGGCGGCUCGUAUGCAACGCCAAGCCGAAAAGAGGCGCAUCGCUCAGGAACUUGCCAGACGUGCCAGUGAAGCAAAGGAACGAAGACGUCUUGAACAGCAAGAAAUGGCGAGGAGGGUAAAUGAGGCUAAAUUGAGGCGCAAGCUGGAGCGGCAGAACCAACAGGAAGAAAUACGGGAGUCACGGCGCCACCAGGCUCUCCAGUUGGCGGAGGAGAAACGUCGGGACAAGGAACAGCGUCUGUUCAUGAGACAGCAGCAGAAGAUAGCUCGUUUACAACAAAUGAGAUUGGAACGAGAGGUCCGCACCCAACAGCUUAUUGAGGAGCGCAGAAAACGAAAAGAGGUGGAAGCAAAUCAGAAAACCAUGGAUACACUAAGACGUGCUAAGGAGAGAGAAAUAAAGAGACAACAUGCUGUACUUCAAAAACAUCAGGAACGAGAGAGAAGAAAGCAACACAUGCUCCUUGUAAGAGCACUUGAGGCGCGGAAGAAGGCAGAGGAGAAAGAGCGAGAAAAGCAGGCAAAGAAGACAGAGAAGUACAACCGAAGAGAGAGAAGAAUGCAACAAAGGAUAUUAGAGAGAGAUAUGGCCAGAGAAAUUAAGAAACCAGUGGAAGAUAUGAAGCUUGUUCCUGAAGCUCCUGCAUUGCCUGAGCUAGAACGUGUGAAGGGUGUUACUAUCUCUGGAGCUGCCUUUGCUGAUUGUCUCAUGGUCAUUGAGUUUCUACACACCUUUGGCGAUGCACUAGGAUUAGAUGAUGAUGAUGACAUCCCGACCAUGUCUGUACUCCAGGCCAGUCUGCUAAAUGAAGAAGAACAUGUUCCUGUCCUUGUUACCUUGGCGAUGAGACUUGUCAACAGUGCAAUGGAAGACCCAGGCCUACCAGAUGAUGAUAAAACACCAGAUGCAAUGACAGCUGGUGGACAACGUUUAUUAGAGAUUGAUGUAACUCAGGAGAACCUAUCUGAAGUACUCAGCUGCUACCUCAAGGCUAUGAAAGGCCCAACUGAUGAGCUUGCUGUCAAGCUCCAGACAGUGCCAUUCUUGGCCCUUAAUCCCACCCACAAGGCCAGUAUUCUGGGCUACCUGGUCAAUCAGCUGGUCUGUAGUGAUCGAGUAGUAGCCUGUAUUGACAGCAGCAUGGAAAACCUAUCCAAUCUACGAAGGGACAAGUGGGUUGUCGAGGGAAAGAUUCGCAAAUUGAGAAUCCAACAGGAGAAGAAAUUUGGCAAACUCAACGACUCUGUCAAGCGCAAGCGAGGACGCCCUCCAAAGAACCCAGAAGAUCUAGAAGCUGUAGACGAGUACAAGUUUGAAGACGAGAGCAAAGAUGGAGGAGAGAAAGAUCUGGAAGAUGUACCAUCAAAAGAAGAUGGAGAAGAGGAGGAAGAAAAAACAGUGGAAGUUGAAGAAGUAGAGGAAAAAGAGAAAGAGAAGGAUGGAAAACAGAGUCCUACAAAAGAACAGAUGGAGAAGAAAAUUGAGAAACUUUCAAAGCAACAUGGCCAAUUCAGAAACAAGAUAUUUGAAGCAUCACAUUCUCUGCGUGCCAUGUCUUUUGGUAUGGACCGUUACAAGCGUCGCUACUGGGUGCUACCUCACUCUGGUGGGGUGUUAGUUGAAGGAAUGGAGAGUGCCAUACCUGAUGAAUUUGCUGCCCUUUUGAAUUCAAACUGUGAUGAGGCCACAGAGCCUGUUGAUACCAAAGAAAAUAUUAAAAUGGAAACCCAAGACAGUACAGUGCCGACAGAACCUGCAAUAAAACAAGAAGCUGAAGAGCAAAUAAAGCAAGAAAGCGAAAGGACGCUUGAAAAUAAUCCUGAAGUUAAAAUGGAAGUUGGAGAAGGGGAAGCAGAGGAAACAAAGUCACCUGAAGUGAAGUUGGAAAAUGCAGUUGAAGAAGCCUUAGAUUUCAGUGGAAUGAAGGAGAGAGACACUGAGCAGGCUUUGGAUUUAAGCGAUAAGACUGGUGCUAUAAAGAGAGAUGAAAUUUCAAAACAGGCAGAGCAACCAGAGAAAAUGGAUGUCUGUAAUGGAACAACUGCAGAAGAGAGCAGAGAAGACAAAGUUGAAAACAAUUAUGUCAUUGAGAAAGCUGAGAAUCUGUCAAUGUCAAACACCUUCCAUAAUGAUGAUAAGAAUAGGAAUAAAGAUGAGGAGGAUAGUGAAGCAGUUGUCAAAGAGAUCAUUAAUGAUGUUGUAAAUGCUGCUGCUAAUGAAGUUGAUAACUAUGCUGCUGAUGUUGCAAAAAGUGCAAACAGUCAUUCCCAGAUGAAUGGAGAGUGUGAUAAGGACAUUGAAGAGGACGGGAGAUCCAGUACCAAAGGAAAAUCUUUUGAGGAGAACCAAGAUCCUAAACAAGGAUUCAUGAACCUUGAGGGACUGGUCCCUAGGUCGGAAUCUUCGUCUCCGCUGAUUAAACCUUACAAUGGUGGUGAACUCAUCACAGCUGAUCAACUCAGUAAACUCCCAGGAUCCAAACUCAAUGGAGUGUCAGACUCAUCCAACACAUGGUUUAGUAUCUUGCCUCGCCUUCCUUGUGAUGAGAACUCGGUCACCAAGUCAGAAAGCGCUGCCUCUGUGGACUCCACUUCCCAGGUGGAGACACCCACAUCACUGACAACUACUGAUGGCAGCCAGGUCUCUGCUGCUACGGCCGCUGCGUUUCCAGCCGCAUUCGCCUUCAAUCCCUAUAUAUACCACAUGCCAAUCCCUUUGAUGCCUGUGGGUCAGAUGAACUCUUUCCUGGGGACGUACACUGCCUUCCCCCAGAUGGCUGCCAUUCCCAUGCAGCCAAUGGGUCCUACCAUGAACGAAAACGGGACAGAGGAACAAGCUGUGGCCAUAGACCAAUCUCUUAUUCAAAAUCUGGUCAAGCAGGAGAAGUCUGAAGAGACAGAAGAAGAAGAGGAGGAGAACAAGGCCAUUGCACAGAUGAAAGCUGUUCUUGCUAAGAUUGAGGCUGCCAAGGUUGAACCUAUCCCAAAGAAUCUUCAACAUGGUUGGUGGUAUGUGAGUAACCCAGAGAAGAUGGCCGAGAUCACUCGUAACCUCUACCCACGGGGUUUCAGAGAAAGAAGCCUGCAGAAGAGCCUUCAAAAAUACACAGAAUUCUGCAACAAAUCCUGCACUAAAGGACUUCAUAAGACCCUGAAAAUGGCACCUAAUCCCAACAUAAAGGAAGGAGGCUAUGUAGAUCCAGACCCCUCUCAUAGUUGGGAUGAGGAGCUUGCCUUCAACAUUGAGAAGGAAAUGAUCAUUGCUAUUGAAACUAUGGAGGAGAAACUUACCCAAGGAUUCAUGCAAACCAAGGGUUGGGUGAUACCUGAUAGGGCUACAGAGAGUCCUGAGCUGGUUUCAUGUCAAACAGCCAAAGAAGCUGAUAUCGACUUGGUAGACUUUGCCAUCCAGAGGUUACAGUCCUUUGAGAAAGCAGUUGAGAGGAGAUAUCUUAGACCACCUCUUGGGUUUAGGGAUCACACCACCUUUUCUGUGGAUGCAGCAAUAAGUAAAGAGGAAAAGAAAAAGGAGAGGGAAAGGAAAGAGAGAGAGAAGAAGGAGCGAGACAGAAGAGAAAAGCUGAGAGAAGAAGCCCGCAUCAAGCGAGACGAGGAGGAACUUCAGCUUCGUCUUCAACGUCAGGCUGGCAUCAUCCUCAACUUCACAGACGAUUCCAAUACCACUGAGGGUGCCGCUGAUAAAGAUGAUGAAGAGAAGAUAGCUGCAGAAAGGAUGGAGGUUGACGAUGACGACAGGACAAUGGGCAUUGAUGAGACUUCCAUGGAUGUGUCCAAGUCUGCUCAGGAUGAGGACGAGGAGAAAGUGGAGGUUGAUGGAGAGGAAAAGAAGGAGAUGGAGGAAGGAAAGGACAUUGAUAAACAUGUUAAUUUAGAUGAUGAAGAGGGAGAUGGUUUCAUCCGGUCUGAUGUUCCUAGAGGAAUGUCUAGAUGGAGGAGAUGUGUUGCUGAUUGUUCCUCUGCAGCUCAGCUUUACAUCUGUAUCACCAUGCUAGAUAGAUGCAUUGCCUGGGAUAAGUCCAUCAUGAAAGCUUCUUGUAAGGUGUGUCGGCGCUCCUGCGAUGAGGCUAAGUUGCUGCUCUGUGACUGGUGCGACAGAGGCUACCAUAUGUAUUGCCUCAAACCCAAAUUAUCUGAAGUGCCCGAGGGAGACUGGUAUUGCGACAAUUGCACCCAAAAGCAAGCCAAAAAGAAGACACCCAAUGAGAAGAAGAAGAAGAGCAGUAAAUCUAAGAAAUCUGAAUCUGGUCGCAACACACCAGUUAUGGAUGGUGCUAGCAGUCCAGCAUCAGCCUCGAGGGAUGAAACAGACAAAUCAGAAAAGAAAUCAGAGAGGAAAUCUGAGAAGAAGUCAGAGAAGAAGUCGGAUAAGAAAUCUUCCAAGAAGAUGUCUUCAGUUCCAAAAGAACUCCAACCUUGCAAGCAAAUCCUGUCUGAGAUUGAGAAAGAGCACUGUUCAUGGCCUUUCAUGGCUCCUGUCAAUACGAAACAGAUUCCUCAAUACCGCAAGAUCAUCAAACAACCUAUGGACUUCAGCACUAUGAAGAACAAACUCAAGGAGAAGAAAUACAAGACACUUGAUGACUUUGCAGUGGAUGCACGCCUGAUUUUUGAUAACUGUGAAACCUUUAACGAGGAUGAAUCUGAAGUUGGCCGAGCUGGGCAUGCGAUGCGUUCUUUCUUUGAGACAAGAUGGAUGGAACUCACCGAAAUGUCAUAAUACUUCUCAUUCAAGCAAUCAACAAUUAAUAUUAAUUGCAAUGUCCUCCACAUACAAAACAAAGUUCUUAAAUUAUUGUAUUUCUGAAGAGUUAGUUUGAAGAAAAGUUAUUUUGGAAUAAUCUAUGCUUGAUAAAUAAGAUGUUCAUGUAUUCAAUGUUUGUUCUUUUUUGUGACCGAUGUUUUCAUCAUUAUUGUUAUGGUGUCCACCUGUACAUAGCUAAAUGUAGUGUGUCUGUUAGUCAUUGAGUGAAUUGUUUUUGAUUGGCAGCUGCCCAUGUAAAUUGAUCAGUUUCUGGUAAAUUUUCCUUCACAUCAGCUUCCGCAACUAGAUGAAUGAACUGUAAAUGAAGCCUUGCUGAUUGAUUUCUGAUUCAAGCUCAGUUGGUGGUGUUGAUAUAGAUAUGGAUGCAUGAUGUUGGUUUUAGUCUAGACUGUAGUGAAUGAUAAAUCCUACCUCAUAAACUCUUUUACUCUCAAUCAUAAUUAGCUUUAGAGACAAUCUGUGCAGUCAUCAGACUUUUGACUCGAGUAUUACUUUCCGUCUAUACAGUGGAUGAUCCGUUCACAUCGAAUGACCUUCUAGGCAUCUAUUGCCCUAGCAUCAAAAUCACAGCAUUUACUCAAAUUAUGCAGCUAAUUUUCCAAUUUAUUUAUUUUAGUAAUGUGGAAAGGUGUAUGCAGUUUGAAAACAUAUUACAAAAUGCAGAGUGGGAGAUGAUUAUAAAGAAUGUCAUUGAUUAACCUCACAGACUAGGGCAUUGUGUAUGAGUAUAUUCUGUUUUCAUAAUAGUAAUCAUAAUUUGCAGGAAGCUUGUUUUUAAAUGGUUGUUUGAUACUUAUGUCGACCAAGCAGAUUACACCAAAAGUAAAGUAUUUAUUCAUCUAUUUUUUCUGAAUGUGCUGGUAACCCUAUUAGAUAAAUUUAAUUUAUUUACAUGAACUCCUUCCAAUGUAUCAAAUGAAUAGUAAUUUUAUUUAUUUAUCAGCUUUAGACUCAAUUGAAUGCUCCUAUGUAGAAGUUUGUCUCCUGAUGAAGUGGUCAUGUUACUGCAGUAUAAUCAUGUGUUGUAUCAACAUAGAUUGAAUUUUCAUUGGUAAAUUCCAAGCAAAAUUUGAUCUGAUCAUCUUAUAGUUUCACAGCAGCUUCUUCCUUUACUGUUUGCAAAUGUUUUGAUAUCUUUAUAUGCUUUGCCACCAUCCUUUUUGGAUACACAAUUUCCCAAUCUCCUCCUCCCAUUCCAUAAAACCCUGUAGGAUUGUUUUAUACCAUUUUUGCUCAGUGUUCUACAUCCUAAGAUAAUCUAUUUAAAAAAAAUUUUUUAAUGCAUCCAAUAUCGAUAAAAUCACUUAUACCUUGAGAAUUUCCAAUGUUUAGUUUUAAUUCUAUGGAAUUCCUUUGAAAAUGCAAUAUGUAAACAAAUUAGGUCUAGGAAAAAAGGGGGCAAUACCAUGUGAUAAGCUUGCCAGAGGGAUGUGGUGAGAAGGCUUCAAUUUAAUUUUUGGUAGGAGAGGGGUGAUUUUGGAUGUGAACUUCUAGCUCCCAAAAUCUUCCCCUUUUUGCGUGGUAUUUCUUUAUCAAAUGGGAUGCAGGACUCAGUUUAAGACGUAAUAUGUAUAAAUCCAAUUUUGGGUAUAAAGAUCUACUCAAUUUCUUUUUACUUGUUGAAAACUCCAUUAUCGUAAAUGAAAGGCUUUCUGAAUUUGCUUGCACCGUAAUGGAAUAUAAAUGAUAGAGACAAAAGUGAUGUUGAAUCCAUCGGAUGCAAACUCACGUAAGCCUUACAGUCCAUUUGAGAAAGAUUCCAAACUUAGCUAUCAUCUUUGGUGGCCUUUCAUCAACUUUGUAUGUAGUCUUUCAUGAUUUCCAUCUCACCUUUUCAAAGAAUACAUGGAGGAAAAAGAGAGUGAUAAUUUAAUGUUGUGUUUGUAAUUUUGUAGCUUCCUUUUUCAUCUCUCUCUUCCUGACAAAGCAAAAGGAAGAUGAAUAUUCUAUAAAGACUUUUAUUCUCAUAUUAUGAGUCGAUCAGUGAAAUGAGUGAGUACUUUUGCACAUGCUGUGUUAGAUGAAUUAUUUUUUUGUUUUUCGUAUGUGAUGAAAAAGCUUAAACAUUGGACCAAGUAUCAUUAUGUAAUAUGUCAGAUAUUUACAUUGAAUCCAUGAUUGUGUUGUGAGUAAAGUGUAGUGUUUUAUAUCUCCAUUAAGUGCAACAGGUAUUUUUGUUCAAUAAAGUUUGUAAGGGUUUAGAACGUGAUGUGAAUGAGGUUAACAUGUCUUUAGGAUCUACUUUAAAGAAGUUGUAAAUUGGUACUAGCCAGCAGUACACAGUUGUAUGUGUUAUGGAAGUGUAUUUUUAGCCAAGCCUUGUCUAUGGAGAAUGAUAUUUGUGAUAAGUGUGGAUAUUUACUUCCUUGACGAUUAUGUAAACAUGACAGUAGCGAGUCUAAAUCAUGCGUUGCCUAGUAACAGGAAUCAUGGAUGAUUGGUAAAGAUUUUAUACAAGGCAGCAAUUUUCAUAAUUGCAUCACAAAAUGGAUGAUAAAUACUGUAUCUUAACAUGUGACCUGUUUGAAUAUGUUCUUAUCCAUAUGAUAUAUUCUUGAUAUUUAUGUGUCUUGCCCAGGUUAUUUAUGAAAAUCAAUUGUAUAUGUAUUCAAACUGCGGCAAGAUGACAUGCAAUCAAAUGCCAUAUGGAGGCCUCUCUACAAUAAUAAUCUCUGUCAUUCUCAAUCAAAGAAAGGCCUUUGCAUCUACACAAUAGUUUAUUAAUCAUGUGAUUUUGAUGUCUUCAGUAUAUAUAAAUCAUCUUUGUACAGGUUGUUACAUGUUCCUAUAAACAGAAGUAUUUUUCUCCAUCAGUGUUAUCAGUGGAAACAUUGUAUGUAGACUUUCCAAUGUGUUCUGAAUGUACUACUAGACAAUAUGUAUCAUGCAGAUAUUAAAUCUCUCCUGGUCUAUGACAAAUUUAUUAGUUAAUUGCAUCAUCUAAACACUGCUGAAAAACCAUCUUCAAUUUUUAGCCUAACAAACCUACUAUUACAUUCGUGUAAGACAUUUAUCACACUAUUCAAACCCCAGUUUGUGAACUUCACCCCAUGAAUAAUAAUGGAAUGAAAGCCAAUCAUUUUGAACACGGCUACUAUGUAUCUAGGUUGCUGUCUCAUCCCAAAAGGAAGCAACUCUUGUUGUUUUUUUUGUCAAAAGGAAGUAACUCUAUCUUACACAAAAAAACAGUGACAUUUUUUUCCUCAUUUACAAUGAAACUCUUUCCACAGAGUUGUUCCUUUUGUCAUUGGACAGCAGUAUGUAUAUACACCUUAGAUAAUUGAACUUGAUCAAUACAAAGAUCUGUAAUAGUGCUUCUAGGGAAGCAUCCAAUUGCAAACUAAAGUGCCAUCUAACUAGGAUGCCCAGGGGGUGUUUCGCAAAGAGCUGAGUAUGACUUUGUCGCACUUAAAUGCAGAGUUGCGUGCGGUAUAAAAGGCAUGACCGCAUUGUUCAGAUCAUGCCAAGAGGAAGCGGACUACUGCGUAUCAUUCGAUAAGAUUGCAUGUUGCAUAUGAUAUAUUAAGUGCGACUCUAAGUCAUGCUAAUUCUUUGUGAAACACUCCUAGAUAUGUUAAUCAUUUGCUGAAAUCAAAUUUUCUAUACAGCUAUAAUGUUAAGACUCUGCAAUCAUUUAUAAUGAAAGCAGUGUGUCAUAGUUUCCAAGAGGAGAUACAAAAAGGUGACAUAAAGUAAACAAACUCUUUCAAAAAAAGUUUAAAUCACAAGAAGUAAAUUACUACUCUAUGAAAAUGGAUUUGAUGUAGACAGGGUCACCAAAAAUGUGUUUUUCUGUACAUGUACGUCAAUUCCUACAUAGAUGGAUGUGUAAUAAUCUUGAUUAAUGAAUUGUUUGCUUGAUAACACAGAUCCCUAAUGAUAUAGUGAUUUUAUUUAUACAUUAGAUUCAUUCCCUCGCAGCAACUGCUACCAUACUUUACAGCCAAUAAUCCAAAAAUUUAUUCAUUCUUAUUUCAUUCAUACUCCUCAGCACACUCUCCCUCUAGAGACCACUACAAUCAUAAUGGUGUCCUUGAAUAGUUUUUUCCAAAAAAAGUUUACUAUAGAACCCAACACUUCAAUUCUCAUUGAAUGGUUCAUUCUUCAUCUCUCAGCCACUGCUGUUUUUUAUCAUUUCUGUUGCAUACAGAAAUAAAAUAAAUGAAACGGAAUCUUCUUAUGUACACUUCCUUGGAUUAUACUGGACCAUGUAGUUUGUGAAACAGAAAUUUACUAUACCAGUUUUGAUGUUCAAAGAAAAAGUAAUAGAGCCUUGAUUUUAUUUUGUUGUAGCUAUAUUUUGCUUGUGUGAGAAUCGGUGUCAUGUCAUAGGUGCAAGAGCUAUGUUUCAAAUUGCCCAUUAUUUUAUUUUUUCGUCCUUUUUGUUUAUUUUCAAUUGAUGUUGUACAUUAUGAGUAGUAGAUGUGAUUGUCUAGGAAUAGUGAACAGUUUUGUAGCUGGAAGAAAGAAAAAAAAUCAUUUGAUUGAAAAGUGUCUUGUGAGAAAAAAAAUAAAAUGUUAGACUGAG
This is a messenger RNA of Lytechinus variegatus (green sea urchin), 12099 nucleotides long. RefSeq names its product bromodomain adjacent to zinc finger domain protein 2B-like (gene baz2b). Lineage: Eukaryota; Metazoa; Echinodermata; Echinoidea; Temnopleuroida; Toxopneustidae. Gene Ontology annotation, molecular function: protein binding; DNA binding. The record is from RefSeq and is a predicted model, not a curated record. Bases 456 to 7526 code for a protein of 2356 amino acids. The transcript has 35 exons.